Messenger RNA from Porites evermanni, 684 nucleotides. NCBI's taxonomy places the organism in Eukaryota, Metazoa, Cnidaria, Anthozoa, Scleractinia, Poritidae. The record is from the annotation of a GenBank genome assembly.
CCGAACUCACCAAGUGGUGUGUAUAAGAUACAGCCCCUGGUCGACGAAAAGCCUUUUGAUGUUUACUGCGAGAUGGCAAUUCAUGGUGGAGGCUUCACCUUUCUUCCUCGUGGCUUCACUAGAUUACCAUAUGCAGAAAAUAUCGUCAAAGUUUUAUUUCGAGACAAGAAGAACGUACUACUUAAAUUGCAGAAAAAGGUUGAUCGUAGCGAGGCAUACACUCUGAUCCAGCCUCAUCCGUCGUUCGCGAACACAGAGUUUGGUGUGUUAAUCAACAGCUUCCAGGGUUACACCAAGCCACUGAACGCCUUCAUGAAAGAGUACAUCUUCCUCGGUAUUAUUCCUGCAUCCGCUGCACGCCAGCGAAGUGUUCAAGGCUUUAGAUGCAACGGGCACAUAGUCCAGUUCAAAAAUUGUGAUGCCAAUCCCAACAGCUUUUUUGCAUUUAUGCCAAACCACAAUCUGGAAACUCUGGGUUCCUACAGCGGUAACUCAAUCUACGAGAAAGUAGGUGUGGGUGUCGACUGGCGCUCCAAGGCAAUUCCCAUCACCCAUCCUGAUCGCAUCAUGCCGAACGAGUUCUUCUUCUUGACAGAGAUGCAUUUUGGAGGUUGUGGAACCUACACCUCCAGUAACCGAUGGAGCAAGUUUGGCUUUCAUGCCACCGCCAUUGGAAUUCGCUAA